This is a messenger RNA of Pogonomyrmex barbatus (red harvester ant), 4030 nucleotides long. RefSeq names its product carboxyl-terminal PDZ ligand of neuronal nitric oxide synthase protein. Gene Ontology annotation, molecular function: nitric-oxide synthase binding. NCBI's taxonomy places the organism in Eukaryota, Metazoa, Arthropoda, Insecta, Hymenoptera, Formicidae. The record is from RefSeq and is a predicted model, not a curated record.
CAUGCCUCUCAGUGCGAUGCCGGGUGCCGCUGGCGGUGGGGAUGCCGCAUCGUGUAUCGCGUAUCCGGCGUAUAGAGCUGUGCUGCGCGCGCUAACGCUCGCGCACGGUACGUCACAUCACGUCGCGUCGCGUCGUCGCCGCCGCGACUGACUCCCCUUGCUGAUCGGACGCGCCCCCCCCCCUCCCUCGCCGUCCUCCGUAGUACGUGUUUCCCGUUUCGCGCGAGCCACACACAGAAUCACGCCGCGCGACGCAAGCAUUUAGGGGGUAUACGGGUUUCUUUUUUUUUCUUUCUCUUAUAUACACUCUCUUUCUCUCCCUCUCCUUCUCGAGGGAUCUGACGGCGGCGACACGAGAGCGUAAGGAGCGGUAGCGCGCGCGUUGUUGCGGUCUAUCGACUCCUCGGUCUCGAGCGGGGAUAACUGAAGUGCACGGCGCGAGGCACGCUGGAGGUGCCGCCGCGAACGUCGCGCUAUGCCAGUAUAAAUAUUGUUCUGUCGCACGCACGAGGCGCAGCUUCUCUCCUCCCUUCUCGCGAGUCUUCCCUCGCUGGGUUCUCCUCCCUUCUUUCUUUCAUCUCCCAUAUUUUUCUCCUCUCGAAUUCCUCCGUUGUCUCAUCUCGCGCGUGGUUCGCGAGUGCCUCGGAAUCGUCGUGCGCCUCGACGUUAACCCUUCCCUCCCUCCCCCCCCCUCUCGACGGUCGUCAAAUAACGAAACGCGAACUCGAGUGCGGCCGCAGUGAUAAUCGCGGUUCAGUUCAGUGACGUUUCUCGUGAUAGAAUGAUCGAAGUAGUUAUUCCAUGUAAUCCCGCGGGACACGGUACGUCCGGUGUGCCGUAGUGACCGUGCCGCUCUGUCAUCUGUUUCCAAGAAGAGAGAGGGAAAGAGAGAGAAAGAGCUAGAGAGGGAGAAGAAAAGGGAGAGAUAAAGCGAGAGGACUGGCCUCUACCUGCCUGUCCGAGUGAGCGAGCGAACGAGCGACCGACCGACCGACCGACCGACCGAUCCGCUCCGCUCCGAGACUGUGUGUAUGUGUAAUAACGUGGUAUGGCUCGUCGUCGGUGGUUCCUGGCCACCUUUAUUACAGCGGAACCCGAAUGCGUGCGCGAGCGCGAGCGUACCCCUCUCGCCUGACCGGCCUACCCGUCAACGUAAGGCUGCGUUCAUACGUGAAAUCGAUUUUCGCGCGGGGACCGUCAUCCGGCCGUUCCUCGCCGAGGAGACGCAUUACCACGGUUAAUGAACGGAACCAACGUCGGCCGAUCGUCCAAUCAGCUUUUAGCCAGGCUGGACGAGCGUAGUCGAAUGCAGCUGGGCUCAGCAUGCCCUCUAAGAAGCAAUACAACCUCGUACAUAAUGACGAGUACGACACGCGAAUACCACUGCACAGCGAGGAGGCGUUCCACCGUGGAAUCGUGUUCCACGCCAAGUUCAUCGGCUCUAUGGAGGUUCCGCGACCGACUAGCCGAGUGGAGAUCGUGGCGGCGAUGCGAAGAAUCCGCUACGAAUUUAAGGCCAAAGGGAUCAAGAAAAAGAAAGUGACGCUGGAAGUCUCGGUGGACGGGCUGAAAGUGACCCUACGGAAAAAGAAGAAAAAACAGCAACAAUGGAUGGACGAGAACAAGAUAUAUCUGAUGCACCACCCGAUUUACAGGAUAUUCUACGUCUCGCACGACAGCCAUGACUUGAAAAUAUUUAGUUACAUUGCCCGUGACGGGAGCAGCAAUACCUUCAAAUGUAACGUCUUCAAAUCUAGCAAAAAGAGUCAAGCGAUGAGGGUGGUCAGAACAGUCGGACAAGCUUUCGAGGUGUGCCAUAAGUUAAGCAUAAACAAUACUACGGAGGAUCGAGGGGAGAAGGACGGUGGGGAGAAUCAUGGGGAAAAUUACGGUGAUGUUUACGAGGACCAAGACGAAAUUCCUAAUGAACAAUCUCAGCCUUCUCCGUCACCGGUGCACAAAGACAUAUCAUUGUUGGGGGAUACUGAAGAUUCGGUUCCCGAACAAACGUCCGUUACCUGUCUACUCCGAUCGCAUGAUGGACCGGCGACAACAAACUCUACCUCACCAAUCAGACAGUCGCCAUCGGGCACGGUAACCUCCGAGUGCGGAGGUUUAUUGGUGGGAGGCGAGUUAACAGCCCUGAAACACGAAAUACAGCUCCUGCGUGAACGUUUGGAGCAACAGAGUCAACAAACCAGAGCUGCCGUUGCCCAUGCGCGACUUCUUCAAGAUCAGCUGGCGGCGGAAACGGCAGCGCGCGUCGAAGCUCAGGCGAGGACGCAUCAACUUCUAGUGCAAAAUAAGGAAUUGUUAGAACACAUAAGUGCACUGGUGGGCCACCUGAGGGAACAGGAGCGUGUUUCCGGUGGCCAUGUCACCUCACAGUCGCAAAUCCCGACGCCCGCAUCCAUGCAACAGAACGCGACGGUUUCCGACUUGUCGAGCCUUGGACAGUGCCAACGGACUGGGGGCCAGAGUUCGCCAUGGGAAUUGGAUCCACCGACCUUUCCGUAUUGCUCGUAUCCACCGGAAUCGCUGUAUUCCGGCGGUCUCGGCGCUAUGGGAAUUCAGGGUAAUAACACCACUACGGAUCAGCUGCAGUUCCAAACGCAGUUAUUGGAACGGCUGCACAACCUGAGCCCGUUUCAACCGCAGAGAUCGCCCUACAAUACACCGUCGCCGUACGCGAUGGGUCCAAGUUUACUUCUACCUCCGUGCAGCGGGCCGGCGAAUUCAGCUCAACUAUCCCCAAAUUCUGCGUCCCUGCGAGUCUCGCAACCAAAUAGUUUCUCCUCGUCGCCAAUUAUGCCUCACAAACUCGAGAAUUAUGGAACGGAUAAUUCGGACAACGCGCAGUUACUUUUUAUAAAGCCUUUGCCAUGUACCAAUGACAGAAACGUGACUCAUCCAUCAACGGACGUGAAAGCCAAGCAGGAACGCCCAAAUUUACAGGAUUCCACCGAAAUACCUCCGAUAAUUCUGGACCCUCCACCGCAAGGCAGACGCGAGGAUAACGUGGUCAAGAAAGCGAGUAUGAAGCAGAGCUUGAUCGCUCAGGGCACGCAGGAUAACAAGAGUAAUACGCAGAGUUCGAAGAAUCUGGCCACCAUCCUGCGAUCUUCAGGUCCGCCGCCUUCCCGCACGACGAGCGCACGAUUACCCUCGCGUAACGAUCUGAUGAGCGAAGUGCAGCGAACGACCUGGGCUCGCCACACGACCAAAUGACGGGACACCGUCUAGUACAAUGAUGCCAAUCUGCGUAAUCUUCGACCACGAUAAAUCUUCGAAGACGAUAAUUUCGUUAGACUCCAAAGAGAACACAUAUCCAUGUAUAUCCCUAUUAGGGAUAUCGACGAGAGAAUCACGAGAAAAGUGGUUAUGCGUGGUUUGAGAACCUUUGAUUAAACGGAUAACAGGGUUUGCAUUUUCUCCUCGAUCGCUCAAACUCGAAUCCCAAACGUCAUAUUUAAAGACUUUUAAAAUGUGCAUGAUAUGAUUUUUCUAUAAGUAAAAAUUUGGAUUGUAGAAAAGCGAUUGGACGUAUAGUCAAAUGAAAAUUCGUUGCCAAUAAGAAGUAAGAAUUUUUGAGAAUAUCUUUUACAAAAGUGCUAUUACUAGAGCUCUAGAGAUCUAUUAUUCAGAUACAGAGUCAAUGAAUUAUCGUAGUGUAGUGUCGUUUCUAUGACGAACGUGAGACUCGCGGUUGUUUCAACAAACAUUAUACAUUCGUUUGCAUCUUAUAACGUCCGUGGAGUGUUUGUAAAGAUAUGGAAAUGAUAGUCGCGUUCGGGCGAAUUAGUGGAUGUAUACCUCACGCAUCCGUCUCGCAAAGAGAGACGGAUUGUAAUACGUAAUUCGUACAUUUAAUCGUAUCGCGACAUUUACUGUGUACUCCCAUGUAUAUAAAAAAAAAAAAUUCGCCAUUUGACGGACGAACUUGUGCCAAAAGUACCAAUUGUCUUAAGAGAGUUUAUUUUCAGUAUAUUUUUAAGUAAUGUAAAAAUAAAGAUAAGCGUGAUCACAGAGA